AUGUCACUGCACGCGCACCAAGUGCACCGGCACGGAUGUCAACGGCACAAUUCUACGAGCCCUCCUUCUGGAGGAGCCAGAAGAUCACCAGGCAGGGAGCCGACACAGGGAGCCGCAGUCCGACACUCCGCGAGGCAAAGGCCACAAUUCGCUGCCCCCCGCGUCAGAGCGUGCCACACCCCGGGGGCCAACUCCCCCCCGUUGUAUCGAGAAACCCCACUGCUGCUCAGCGACCCGCUUUCUCGGGUGGUCGGGCGUCCCGUUUACCUUAAAAUGGAGAACAUGCAACCAUCGGGGUCUUUCAAAUCGCGGGGCCUGGGACACUUCUGCGAGAAGGCUCGCUCAAGGGGUUGCGACCACCUGGUGAUAUCCUCCGGCGGGAACGCCGGCCAGGCCGUCGCCCACAGCGGCAGAGUCCUGGGCAUCCGCGUCACCGUCGUCGUCCCUUCGACCACCCCCGCCUUCAUGAUCCGUCGAAUCGAAGACGAAGGUGCAGACGUGGUGGUGCACGGUGACGUCUGGGACGAGGCUGACGCGCUGGCGCGGGAGCUGGCCGGGCGGCACGGCAGAGAGCACGUGCCCCCGUUCGAUCACCCCGACAUAUGGGAGGGCCACGCCUCCAUGAUCGACGAAAUUAAGCACCAGUUGACGGGCAGUCCGGAAGGAAACGGUGUUCCGUCAACUCCUGGCGCGGUCGUCGCCAGCGUCGGGGGUGGGGGUCUCCUGGUGGGUUGCUGCGUGGGCAUGCAAAGGGCGGGGUGGAACGAUGUCCCCAUUGUGGCCGUGGAGACAGAGGGCGCCGCGAGCUUUGCUGCUGCGGUGAAGAGCGGCCGCGUGGUGUCGGUGCCGGAGAUCAGCAGCGUGGCCAAGAGUCUGGGCGCCAGGAGGGUGUCCGAGGAGUGCCUGGUAUGGAGGCGGAGGCGGGAGAUCCUGCCGUUCGUGAUGAGCGACGCGCAGGCGGUGGAGGCGUGCUUCAGGUUCGCCGUGGACCACCGGGCCCUUGUGGAGCCCGCCUGCGGCGCCAGCCUCGGCGCGGCGUACUUCAGGGGCGACGACCUGCCCGGCGGGGGCGAGGAGCCGGUCGUCGUGGUCGUGUGCGGAGGGAACAUGGCGACGCCGAACCUGCUGCGACAGUGGGCAGUGCAGACCCGUGCCGUGCAGCACGACGUCUUGGGCGUCGAGUAG
Molecule: messenger RNA, 1185 nt
Organism: Ostreobium quekettii
Lineage: Eukaryota; Viridiplantae; Chlorophyta; Ulvophyceae; Bryopsidales; Ostreobiaceae
Source: the annotation of a GenBank genome assembly